Molecule: messenger RNA, 438 nt
Organism: Emiliania huxleyi CCMP1516
Lineage: Eukaryota; Haptophyta; Isochrysidales; Noelaerhabdaceae
Exons: 2
Coding region: 1-438 (145 amino acids)
Source: RefSeq, a predicted model, not a curated record
AUGUCUCGUGUCGGCGUCGCCAUCGCGGUGGGUGCGGGCACCGCGGUGGUGCUGUUUCUCUACGGACGCAAGCGGCACUUCUACAAGCGGCACUUCUACGAGAUUGGCACCCCGGGCGUGCCGUGGGGAGCCAGCGAGCGCGCAGCCUGGCUCAAGCACGUCGGUGCUGCCAAGCGCUCGUACAUGAAGGAGGUUGUAGACAAGCUCGAGCCACUCAAGCAGACGUUUGACGUGGUGAAAUACGGCGAGCUGUCACAAAAUCCGAGCCGGUACCCGCUCUUCUGCGUGAAGACAAAAAAUUGGGACGAGCGCAAGCCGUGCAUGCUCCUCACCGGAGGGGUUCACGGGUACGAGACCAGCGGUGUGCAGGGCGCGCUGCUGUUUCUGCAGGAGAACGCGCAGCACUACAGCAAGUACUUCAAUAUCGCGAGACGAUAA